Tyto alba (common barn owl) is the source of this 1433-nucleotide messenger RNA. RefSeq names its product transmembrane BAX inhibitor motif containing 4 (gene TMBIM4). Gene Ontology annotation, cellular component: membrane. Gene Ontology annotation, biological process: negative regulation of apoptotic process. The coding region runs from base 54 to 767 and encodes 237 amino acids. The record is from RefSeq and is a predicted model, not a curated record. The transcript has 7 exons. Lineage: Eukaryota; Metazoa; Chordata; Aves; Strigiformes; Tytonidae.
CGGUUGCCGCCGGUGCGGGGGGGUGGAGAGAGGCGGCGGCGGCGGCGGCGGCCAUGGCGGCGGAGCAGCUGUACCCGCGGGGCUCCAUCGAAGAUGACUUCAACUAUGGCAGCAACGUGGCUUCGGCCAGCGUCCACAUCCGCAUGGCUUUUCUACGGAAAGUCUACAGCAUUCUUUCCAUUCAAGUUCUUUUGACCACAGUCACAUCUGCAAUUUUUCUGUACUCUACUGGAGUGCAGGCAUUUGUUCAUGAAAGGCCUGCCUUGCUUUUGAUAUCUGGGUUUGGAUCUUUGGCUAUAAUUGUGGCACUGACCCUCUACAGACACCAGCAUCCUGUUAAUUUAUACCUGCUUUUUGGAUUUACCUUACUGGAAGCACUGACAGUUGCCAUUACAGUGAGUUUCUAUGAUGUGUCCAUCGUCUUGCAAGCCUUUAUUCUUACUACUGCUGUAUUUCUUGGACUGACUGCAUAUACCUUGCAGUCAAAGAGAGACUUCAGCAGAUUUGGAGCAGGCCUCUUUGCUUGUUUGUGGAUUUUAAUCUUCUCAGGUUUCCUGAGGAUGUUUUUCUACAGUGAGACAAUAGAGUUGGUGUUUGCUGCUUCUGGAGCUCUUCUGUUCUGCGGAUUUAUUAUUUAUGACACUCAUUUGCUGAUGCACAGAUUAUCCCCUGAAGAGUACAUACUGGCUGCAAUCAAUCUCUACUUGGACAUCAUCAAUCUGUUCUUACACCUGCUGCGUUUACUGGAGGCAUUUAAUAAAAAAUAGUCAAAUGCAGUGUGGUUUGACUAUAGUGACAUAAAGUUAAGCAUUUGGAUGAUCAGCAAACUGUGUGGUUCUGUCUUCUGGAGACUGAAUCUUUAUUACUUUUUCAUUCCAUUAAUAUUGAUCCCUGCUUUGGAAAAAAAAAAAAAAGAAGGCUUUUUUAUGUAGCUAAAGUUCUUCUCUAGAAUAUGUAUUUUAUGUAGUAAACAUGCUGUUGUCAUUUCAGUCACUUUUUUUAAUCACUUAAUUUGCACUUGACAUAAUUCAUGAUGAAAACAUUUGCCAACUUCUGAUUGCUCCGGACUAAGCCUGGUUCUGCUGUUCAGUAGCUGCUGGAAAUGUUUCCUUUGGGAUUACGAGUGUGUGUACCACAUAAGGGUAGACUGAGUUUAUCAUUGUGCAAUGUUUUACUAAGCUAAAUUUUUUUCUGGUUUUUGUUUGGUAAAAUGGAAUGCUGUCUCUAACAGAGAUACUCUGUUCUUGCUAAAAGCUGUCAAAUUAUUAUGUAAAGUGGGAAGGUGUUAAAACCUUAAAGGGAACGUUCUUCAUUUAAGUAUUAUUUAUUGCCUAUCUUUCAGUGUUCUGGAAAAUCAUUUGGAGAUGGAUUCUGGAAUUUUAUCAGCUCGGUGAAUAUUAAGGUUAAUCGUCAAUAAAAAUUGGAAAACCUUU